Messenger RNA from Struthio camelus australis, 2342 nucleotides. Lineage: Eukaryota; Metazoa; Chordata; Aves; Struthioniformes; Struthionidae. The record is from RefSeq and is a predicted model, not a curated record.
GAAGCUGGAAUGCGAGAAGCUGGUGAGUGAGAAGACCGAGAUGCAGAGACAUUAUGUCAUGUAUUAUGAAAUGUCCUACGGGCUGAACAUUGAAAUGCACAAGCAGGCAGAGAUUGUCAAGAGACUGAGUGCCAUCUGCGCCCAGAUUAUACCCUUCCUGACGCAGGAGCACCAGCAGCAGGUCCUGCAGGCGGUGGAGCGGGCCAAGCAGGUGACCAUGGGGGAGCUCAACAGCAUCGUUGGGCAGCAGCUUCAGCACCUCUCCCACCACGCACCCCCCAUCCCGCUGACCCCCCAUCCCUCCAGCAUGCAGCCAUCUAGCCUGACGGGGGUCAGCAGCACCUCUGGGCUCCUGGCCCUCUCGGGGGCACUCAUGGCACAGUCGCAGCUCGCUGCCAAGGAGGACAGAGUGGUCCAGGAUGGGGAGAACAGAGGUAAGGGGACGAAAUGCAGCUGGAUUAACGCUUUGAAGGCUGGCUGGCUGGAUCAGGGGAAAACACCUUGUUGUUGCAAGCCCCUGCACACCCCAAGCCGGAGCGUUUCUGCUUCCCCUCCUGAGAGCCUGCAGGACGAGGAGCGGACGGGCAGCACAGGGCUGAAGCGGAAACGGGAAGAAAAGGACCUUCCUGGGCAUUAUGACAGCGAUGGGGACAAGAGUGACUACAACCUUGUGGUGGAUGAGGUGAGCCCAGACUGUUUUAGGAAACUUAAGCCUUGCAAGAUAUCAAGCUCAAGCUGCAGUCAGCAGCUCCGGGGCCGCUGCCGGACGGGCUCGCGGCACCGGCCCACCCUUGCCUUCCAGAGCGACCUCUCAGCCAGCGCUCCUGCCUCCAAGUCGGCCGGUUCCUCCUCUCCCCGGGACACGCUCACGCCCGGCCCCGGGCCCAGCUCAGCCUCCCAUCUCCGGCCACCUCCUGCCAAGCCACCUGCCACAGACACCAUCACUCUCCGCAGCCCGCUGAGCGUGUCCAGCCCCUACACGUCCUCCUUCGGGAUGGUGCCUCAUGCCACCCUCAACGGCGAGCUCACGGCCCCCAGCAUGUAUAUGGGCAUCCACCUCUCCCCACAAGUCAGCAGCACUGUGAUGUACGGCCGGUCCCCGAUGGUGGCCUUCGAGUCUCACCCUCACCUGAGGGCUUCCUCACUCUCUUCUUCACUCUCCACCAUCCCUGGAGGGAAACCCGCCUACUCCUUCCACGUCAGCGCCGACGGGCAGAUGCAGCCGGUGCCCUUCCCGCCCGACGCCCUCAUCGGCUCCCGCAUACCCCGCCACGCGCCGCAGCUCCAGCUGGACUGCUUGAACCGGGACAACUACAUCCGCUCCUGCAAGCUGCUCCCCGACGGCCGGAGCCUCAUCGUGGGAGGGGAGGCCAGCACCCUGUCCAUCUGGGACCUGGCUGCCCCCACGCCCCGCAUCAAGGCCGAGCUCACCUCCUCCGCGCCCGCCUGCUACGCCCUGGCCAUCAGCCCCGACGCCAAGGUCUGCUUCUCCUGCUGCAGCGACGGCAACAUCGUGGUGUGGGACCUGCAGAACCAGACCAUGGUGAGGCAGUUUCAAGGCCACACGGAUGGUGCAAGCUGCAUUGAUAUUUCUAACUAUGGCACCAAGCUGUGGACAGGGGGUCUGGACAACACGGUGCGUUGCUGGGACCUGCGGGAAGGGCGUCAGCUGCAGCAGCAUGACUUCAGCUCCCAGAUCUUCUCCCUGGGGUACUGCCCCACGGGUGAGUGGCUCGCCGUCGGCAUGGAGAGCAGCAACGUGGAGAUCCUGCAUGUGACCAAACCUGAGAAAUACCAGCUGCACCUCCAUGAGAGCUGUGUCCUGUCCCUCAAGUUCGCCUCCUGUGGGAAGUGGUUUGUGAGCACGGGGAAGGACAACCUGUUGAAUGCCUGGCGGACACCCUAUGGAGCCAGCAUCUUCCAGUCCAAAGAGUCUUCAUCUGUGCUGAGCUGCGACAUCUCCAUCAACGACAAGUUUAUCGUUACGGGCUCAGGUGACAAGAAGGCCACUGUGUACGAAGUGGUGUACUGAGGACCCUGACUGUCACCAUCCCUCGUCCAUCAGGGAAGGAGCCAGGUUUUGCUAAAGCCACCUAGGACUGGCAGAACUGCUCCCACUGCUGGCAGAGGCCUCCCAGUUCAGUGCAGGGCAGAAGCCAGUGGCACGGCUCACCUGCAGGCCUGCUCUGGCAGCAGCUGCUCUUUCUCUCCUUCCAGCAGGCAAGAAGCCCCAGGGUCCCUACACAUCUUGCUACCCCUUCCCACAUUUCUGCCUUAGAGCAGAGGCGGGAGGCAGCGCCUGGGGUUAUGGAUCCUGGCGAUCAUUGUGGCAGGUACCCCCC